Messenger RNA from Lotus japonicus, 1194 nucleotides. RefSeq names its product glutathione S-transferase U9-like. The transcript is spliced from 2 exons. NCBI's taxonomy places the organism in Eukaryota, Viridiplantae, Streptophyta, Magnoliopsida, Fabales, Fabaceae. The record is from RefSeq and is a predicted model, not a curated record. The coding region runs from base 142 to 843 and encodes 233 amino acids. Gene Ontology annotation, molecular function: glutathione transferase activity. Gene Ontology annotation, biological process: glutathione metabolic process. Gene Ontology annotation, cellular component: cytoplasm.
UAUAUCCAAACUAAAAACUUGAGGAUCAAGUUAAAGACAUGUCAAAAUCUAUUUAAACCUGCCCUCAAGAUUAACAUGAACUGCAUCAUCAGUUUCUAUCACAUAGACAAAACAACUACCGGGUAAUAUUGGUCUAGAGCGAUGGCAGAGGAAAGCAAGGUGAUCCUACACGGUAUGUGGGCUAGCCCUUAUGCCAAGAGGGUUGAAUUAGCCCUUGAACUCAAGGGGGUACCCUACGAGUAUGUGGAAGAAGACUUGGUAAACAAAAGUGAGUUACUUAUCAAGCACAACCCUGUUCACAAGAAGGUUCCAGUUCUUGUUCAUAAUGGGAAGGCUAUAGCUGAAUCCCUUGUGAUCCUAGAAUAUAUUGACGAAACAUGGAAAAAUAGUCCGAAGCUGCUUCCUGAUGAUCCUUAUAAGAGAGCCCAAGUGCGCUUCUGGUCUAAAUUCAUCCAGGAACAGAUAUUAGAGAGCACAUUUCAAGUACUCAAAACUGAGGGAGAAGCGCAACGGAAAGCCGUUGAUGAAGUGUACGAAAAAUUGUAUGUGCUCGAAAACGGAAUGAAGGCGUUUUUCACAGACGGCAGCAAUCCUGGCUUUGAGGAAAACAAUGCUGGAAUCCUAGACGUGGUGUUUUGUUCGUUAUUUGGGGCAUACAAGGCUCAGGAGGAAGUUCUCGGUCUGCAAUUCAUAGUGCCGGAUAAAUUUCCCGUGUUGUAUUCUUGGCUGAUCACCAUUGUUGAGCUCGAAGCAGUGAAAAAGGUUGCUCCUCCACAUGAUAAAACAGUGGGUAUUCUUCAACAUUUUAGGCGCUAUGCACUAAAAUCUUCCACCGCAACCUGAUAAUGUUGAAGUACAAGUGUGAAUGAAAGAAGUCACACAUUAAAUGUAUGAAGAAGUAGGGAUUGAGCUGUUUAUAUGUGAUUUGGACAUCAUCCAGAUACAUCCACUCUGACAUAUAUAAGAGGCCUAUUGUCGCAUGCUUCCUCUAUCUUGAACGUUGUUCCUUCAUAAUUGCUGAUUUGAGUUUCUGUUAUAUCAGCAUUUGAAUGUUUGUUGCUAAGUUGUCUAUUUAAAUUUUUGUUGUAUCAAUGAUUUGAAUAUCUAAUGUAAUAAGCUUAGGCUUAUCUGUUUGGCCUAUAUAUACUGUAUAUAUAAGCAUCAAUAAAAUCAAUCCUUUGAUCCUUUCUACCA